GAAAAUGUUUAAAAAAAUAUCCAUCAUUCUGCAUGAAACAGCGCUCAAAGCGGGACGUGUAUCAUAUUCGAAGCGGUUCGACUGCAAUAAAAGCGAAGCGGGAUAAAAACACCACAAAUCAAAAAAACGAAAAUGUUUGACAAAAACUAGUGCGCGCGUAUAAUUUCGGCGAAAGUUUUAUAUCUAAAGCUAUUUCUAAAAUCUCAACAAUCUGGUGAAGUUCAGUAAACAAAAAAUAACUAUCUCACAAAAAACUGCAACAAGUUCUUGCAUUUAUACAUCAAAUACUCAACAACCAACAGUGCCUACCGCCUCGUCAUAAAAUCGCCAACAACUGAUAGUUCAUACGGAUAAAAUUUCCUUCUUCCAUCAUCAACGAUUGCCGGCUUUUGAGUAAUUCGAGCUAAUUAAAAUCUAUUUAAGUUUCAAUUGUAACCUUAAGCCACAGAAGUGACAUGAGUCCCCUGCACUUGUUGGUAAUUUUAGCUGUUGCCAUUAGCCCUUGCGUUAAUGGGGACUCUGAAUUCACCUACUACGGUACUAUGGGGCCAGAUCAUUGGAGUGAACACUACAACCAAUGUGCUGGCAAGCAUCAAAGUCCCAUUGCAAUCAACGAUCUGGAUGUAAUCGAUAGAUUCUACCUUGAUAUUAUUUAUGAGCAUUUUGAUAAGAAGCCAGUUAACGCCACAAUCACCAACAAUGGCCACACUGUACAAGUAAAUUUGGAAUAUGAAGAUCAUGCUCCAUAUAUAUCGCAAGGUCCGCUAGAAGGCAAAGGGAAAUAUGAAUUCCAGCAGUUACAUUUCCAUUGGGGUGAGGACAACAGUGUGGGCAGUGAAGAUCGCAUCAACAAUGUGACAUUUCCAAUGGAGUUGCAUAUCGUGUUUCGUAAUACCAAAUAUAAUGAUUUUGCUGAAGCUUCGCUCAGAGACGAUGGCGUAGCUGUAAUGGCAUUUUUUUAUGAGAUCAGCGAAGAUAUCGACCGAGAUUAUGAUACCUUUACCAGUCACCUAAGCAAUAUAAUUGAGCCCAAAUCGAAAACUAGAGUGGAACCAAUUACUUUAUUUGGCUUAAUGCCGGAAGACAUACGCAAAUAUUAUACCUAUAUCGGCUCUCUGACGACACCGCCCUGCAGUGAAGAUGUGAUAUGGAUGGAUUUUAGCAACCCUAUCUCCGUGUCCUCAUCUUUGUUGGAUCGUUUUCGGGCCCUAAAGACGUUCGAUGGCUCGCCUUUGAGCCAUAAUUUUCGUCCUGUGCAACCACUGAACAAUCGCAAAGUCUAUCGGGCCCAUAGUGAAUCACGUUUACCACAAUCCGGCCCGGCUAUAACAAUACCGAUCAUUGAUGUUUGGCAUGAUGGAGCACAUCACACUUCAGCCCCUUUGGCUUUGGCGGCAACACUUUUAAUCUUGAGUUUUUAUUUAGUUUAGCCACUAUUAGACCACACAAGGAAUGAGCUGUUGGUUAACGUGUAUAUAUAGUGAACAUCGUGGCUAUAUUCAUGUUUAAAGUGACCAAACCUAUUUCAAGCAUAGAAAUUAAUCAAAAGUACAAUUAGGAAGUCGAAUUAGAUUUGGGAUGUUUAGUCAAGAUUCAUAACGAUGAUAUUCUGACAUGUAAGAAUAUCUAUGGGAAUUUAUUCUUUUGCUUAUGUUUGCUUACAUCAAUAUGUACAUAUAACACACCCAUACUAUAACACUUAUAUUAUGUAGUAGUUAGUUAUCGGUAGCGUUUUAUAUUAAGAGUUACUUUUAAGUGCCGCACAUAUACUCGCAUAUAAAUAAUUAUGCAAUAACUAGAAUAUAGAAAAUCCAUUCUCAUUACAAAGUUCAAAUCGAAUUGAAAUAAAGAACAUGCUCAUGAAAUGGAAUUAUGUCUAUGAA
This is a messenger RNA of Stomoxys calcitrans (stable fly), 1883 nucleotides long. Its product is annotated as putative carbonic anhydrase 3. The transcript has 4 exons. Lineage: Eukaryota; Metazoa; Arthropoda; Insecta; Diptera; Muscidae. The coding region runs from base 456 to 1430 and encodes 324 amino acids. Gene Ontology annotation, cellular component: cytoplasm. The record is from RefSeq and is a predicted model, not a curated record. Gene Ontology annotation, molecular function: carbonate dehydratase activity; zinc ion binding.